AUAAUUAUAAUGUACGUUCUACGUCAUCGGUAAUUCCUGAAAAGGGAGGAGCUUCACCCGGCAAAGUUUUUAAUUCCGCAUUAACUUUUUUUUUUCAGCGUUAGUUUCCUACGGCGACAACAUGCGCUUCAUGUGUCUUUGUGUAUCUCGAAAUGAGAAACUUGAGGUCCAAAUGUGAUGGCCACACCUACGACGUGGUGGCUGCUGUCCGUCUUGCUGGUCACCUUCCCGUACUGUUGUUGUUCUAGCCCAGGUCUUCCUACUCCUCCCUCUAACCUUGAGUGCUGCAGACCGUGCGAUCAGACGGACUGUUCAGUUAUUAAAUGCAUUUGGGAUCCAAAAACCCACCCUGAUAGCCGCACUAUCUACACCCUUCACUGGAAGUCAGAAAAUGAAGAGGAAGAGCCUGUGACCUAUGGGAAUAGCUCAGACGGGUAUAUCCAUCGGGAAAACUUCGAGAGCCAUGGAGAACUCCGGGUUUGGGUCCAGGCUCAGAAUCAGAACGGUUCUGUCAAAUCUCAGGAAAUUGUUAUCCACACCCAACACAUCAUCAAGCCACCCCCACCUACAAUUACAUCAAGUGAUGAAGAUCUGUUAGAGGUUUACUGGAGCACCAUCUGUGGCAAGCUAGAGCUUAAUGUUGGAGUCUGUGACGUUAGAUAUCGUACUGAGGAUGACCAAAACUGGAUUUGGACUGACUAUAACUUAAGUAGCAGCUACGGAAUCAUAGAACCCCAGCCCAGCACAGUUUACAUAUUUCAGGUCCGUUGUAAAUGUGACCAUAGCCUGAUCAGUGACUGGAGUCCAAACUUUCUAAGAAAAAGUGCUGAGUCUUCCCCGGUUGGAGAGGUUGAUGCAUGGUGGGACUGUGGGCUGCUUCUGUCAAACUCUGACUGUUUUCUGAACUGGAAGAAUCUUUCUAUUUCUCAGGCCCGAGGUUACAUUCUUCGAUAUGAAAUCACAGUUUUCUACAUUAAUGGCACUAAACAGCUAAUAAAUGUGUCCACGGACAACCCAAGCAGCCUCUUUGUGUAUGAUGAAAGGAAGUGGCGCCUCAUCUCAUCUCUGAAGGAUGUGUCAUCUGUUAGUGUAUCAGCCUACAAUGCUCUCGGUGCUACAAAAGCUUCUUGUCUGCCUAGGCAGAGACCAGGAAAACAAGCAACUGAACCAAAAAUUUACCUCGAGAUGAACGAAAAGAACCUCACUGUGUCCUGGAACCUGUCCUCCGAGGUUUCCGACAGCAUCAAACAGUAUGUGGUGCAAUACAAAGAGUGUCUACCUGGAAGCGGAUUUGACUGGAUCAAAGUGGACAGUAAACAGACCACUGUCGUUUUUAAAGGUACAUUUAAAAAGUACACAUCAUACCAAGUAUCAUUGUUUGCAGUGUCAAACUUGAAUGAAAUUAGUCAGCUUGCAACAGCUACAGGAUAUUCAGCUCAGGGAGUUCCCUCUAAAGUGCCUUCAUUCAAGGUGUUUGAUAUUGUUGGAACUGCUGUGACUCUGGAUUGGGAGCCAGUUCCCUGUUCCAACCAGAGGGGGGUGAUCUUGUACUAUGAAAUAGGACUGAACACGCAAGGAGAUCCAAAACACAUUUCUACUCUAGUGCGCAACAUAAAUGUCACCUCAGGUUCAACUUGCAAGCUGGAGGCUCUUAGUCCAGGUCAGAAAUACGUGGCUUGGAUAAGGGCUGUGAGCGCUGCUGGGCCCAGUGAAAAGGUCAACACAACAUUCACAAUCAAUCAUCAUGAAGAUUAUGCAUUUGUGACUCCCAUUGUGGUGAUUGUGCUGCUGGUCAUCACGACAGCUCUCACCAGUUUCAUACUAUGUGUUUUUCAAGGAGCCAAAAAAGAGUGCCCACUUCUACCUCAUUGUCUGUAUGAGAAAGUGCCAGAUCCCAGCAACAGCCAAAUCUUCAAACAGAUGAAGCGCCAGAUUAACGAGCCCUUGACUUGGAUGCGCGGUCCCCUCUACGAACCUUAUCCAACGAUCUCUGUUUUGGAAGUUGUGGAAAUAAAAUCCAAGGUAUUUGACCCUGACAUGAUGAAAAAGGAGAAUGCCUGUCACCUGAUGGACUGCCAGGAUGAUCAACAGGAGGAUCCCACCAGAGAAAACAGUGGCAGUACAGACAGCAGAUAUGGGAGGAAGGAGUACAGUAAAAUGGUCGACUCUGAUGAAGAGAGGAAUGAUUGUUGGAGCUCAUCAGAGGAAGAACAGUCUACCUCAGGUUAUGAAAAGCACUUCAUGCCCUCUCCUUUGGAAGUAAUGGUGGAGUAACAGCAUGCUUCCUCUGGAUCAUGAAUGUUAGUUUUUAGUCUUUGUCCGUUUUACAAUUUUCUGUGUUGUUUAUAAUAAGACUUUGUCUAAUAAGCUUUGUCAGUGUAAUUGCAGGAAAGACUCAUGACAAACAGCACCAGCAUUUUGUGACUCUCAAGUUGUAUUUUCUAUGUUUAUAAAUCUGAUCAAAUUUUGUUGAAUAAAUUUCUGUUUUCAUUUUUGUUA
Molecule: messenger RNA, 2499 nt
Organism: Xiphophorus hellerii (green swordtail)
Lineage: Eukaryota; Metazoa; Chordata; Actinopteri; Cyprinodontiformes; Poeciliidae
Gene: il12rb2l
Product: interleukin 12 receptor, beta 2a, like
Exons: 15
Coding region: 178-2274 (698 amino acids)
Molecular function (GO): protein binding
Source: RefSeq, a predicted model, not a curated record